This is a messenger RNA of Penicillium soppii, 726 nucleotides long. RefSeq lists its product as uncharacterized. Lineage: Eukaryota; Fungi; Ascomycota; Eurotiomycetes; Eurotiales; Aspergillaceae. The record is from RefSeq and is a predicted model, not a curated record. The transcript is spliced from 2 exons. Bases 1 to 726 code for a protein of 241 amino acids.
AUGACGCUCAGUAUCUCGAUUGAUCCAGACCACGGUUCGGACCAGUUUUAUUCCUCCGAGGACGAGGAUUCGUCUGGUGUACAUGUUACAGCACCUUCAGUGGGAAGUCAUGAGUACCAAGAUUAUGAUGAGUGGGCGCAUUUGCCUUAUCCGGAUGAAUUGAAACCAUCUGAUUCAGCCUCCCGACCAAGAACUUCGCACCGCAGUCGUCCCCCCCACGGUUCACGAUCCGCUUCGGGCCGUCGCCCAACGUCACGACGUAUGGUUUCAGAACAACAGUCAUUCGCCCCUCGAGGCCGAAGACACCCAUCGCCAGAUUCUCCCGAAAGUGACUCCGCCGAUGAAUAUCCUCAUCAUGGUCGCCCAACCGAUCGAAGGGCAUGGCAACAACCAAUGCCACCCGGUUACCCCCCUAGUCAGUCCACUGGUCCAUCCUAUAACCCCGUCUACCCUCCUCAACCCGGUCACCCCCCGUACCACAAUGCCCCAGUCACUUCGGAUCUCAUGAGAAUCGGUAACGCCCAACCGAAUCCUUAUGGCGCUCCCCCGUAUGGGUAUCAACCUCAAUUUCCCCAUGGCUCUCAGCAUUUCCCCCCGAUCAAGCUCAACCACAUCAACGCCAUGCGCUUCGCCAACAUCUGCACAAUCCAAUGCAGCCGCCGAUGCCUCACCCGAUGGCACCUCACGGCCCUACCUCGCCAUAUAUGGGGGAUAUCCCCAUCAUGA